Loxodonta africana (African savanna elephant) is the source of this 2097-nucleotide messenger RNA. It is a transcript of the gene ANGPTL3, whose product is annotated as angiopoietin like 3. NCBI's taxonomy places the organism in Eukaryota, Metazoa, Chordata, Mammalia, Proboscidea, Elephantidae. The record is from RefSeq and is a predicted model, not a curated record. Gene Ontology annotation, biological process: triglyceride homeostasis; phospholipid catabolic process; cholesterol homeostasis. The transcript is spliced from 7 exons. The coding region runs from base 503 to 1912 and encodes 469 amino acids.
GUGUGUCUGUGUGUGUGUGUGUCUGUGUGUGUGUGUGUGUGUGUGUGUGUGAUCACUAUUUCCAAAAGAACUACACACAAUUUGGGAAAUGCCUACUUAAUUAAUUUUUCCUCAACUUUAACGAUCAAUCUACGCGUUAAAAGAGUUUGUGUUUUACUUCCUAAAGCUCUUCCAAAAUCAUGAAAAAUAAAAUGAGAAAACAUGCAGACCCUGUAACACUGAAAGUGCAGUAUAUAACAAAGUUAAAUACAGUAACACAACUACCUAUUACCUAUUAAGUUAGUUACUCAUUUCUUUCAUUUCAUUUAGUAUUGAUCUAACUCAACGUGGCAGAAGGUCACAUUCCUACAAGUUUAUGCAGCUUAAUGAUUAACUAUAUUCACCUGGCCACCUUGCCUUUUAUGUACCAAAUAGGGUAUAUUUAGUGUUUUAGAGGUCUAGGUUUGCUUAGAGGAGAAAACUAGCUCCAAACUGCAUAAGAACUGAAUAGUUAGGAUUCAAAAUGUACACAGUUAAGCUCUUUCUUUUUAUUGUCCCUCUAGUUAUUUCCUCCAGCACUGAUCAAGACUAUUCAUCAUAUGAUACUGUAUCUCCAGAGCCAAAAUUAAGAUUUGCUAUGUUAGAUGAUGUAAAAAUUUUAGCGAAUGGUCUCCUUCAGUUGGGGCAUGGUCUCAAAGACUUUGUCCACAAGACUAAGGGCCAAAUUAAUGACAUAUUUCAAAAACUUAACAUAUUUGAUAAGUCUUUUUAUGAUCUAUCACUGCAAACCAAUGAGAUCAAAGAAGAAGAAAAGGAACUCAGAAUCACCACAUCCAAACUACAAGUCAAAAAUGAAGAAGUGAAGAAUAUGUCACUUGAACUCAACUCGAAACUUGAAAGCCUCUUAGAAGAAAAAAUUCUACUUCAACAAAAAGUGAGAUAUUUGGAGGAGCAAUUAACUAAUUUAAUUCAAAAUCGACCUGAAAUUCAGGAACACCCAGAAGUAACUUCACUUAAAACUUUUGUAGAACAACAAGAUAAUAGCAUCAAAGACCUUCUCCAGACCGUGGAAGAACAAUAUAGGCAAUUAAACCAACAACACAACCAAAUAAAAGAAAUAGAAAAUCAGCUGAAAAAGACUGGUAUUCAAGAACCCUCAGAAAAGUCUGUUCCUUCCAAGCCAAGAGCACCAAGAACUCCUUCUCUUCAGUUGAAUGAAACAAAAAAUGUAGAACAUGAUGGCAUUCCUGUCGAUUGUACCACCAUUUACAACAGAGGUGAACAUACAAGUGGCAUUUAUGCUAUUAGACCCAGCAGCUCUCAAGUUUUUAAUGUCUACUGUGACGUUAAAUCAGGUAGCUCAUGGACAUUAAUUCAGCAACGAAUAGAUGGAUCACAAAACUUCAAUGAAACUUGGGAGAACUACAAACAUGGUUUUGGGAGGCUUGAUGGAGAAUUUUGGUUGGGCCUAGAAAAGAUAUACUCCAUAGUGAAGCAAUCCAACUACAUUUUACGAAUUGAGUUAGAAGACUGGAAAGACAACAAGUAUUAUGUUGAAUAUUCUUUUCACUUGGGAAAUCAUGAAACCAACUACACGUUACACUUAGUUGAGAUUAUUGGCAACGUUCCCAAUGCACUCCCAGAACACAAAGAUUUGGUAUUUUCUACGUGCGAUCACAAAGCAAAAGGAUACCUCGACUGUCCAGAAAGUUAUACAGGAGGUUGGUGGUGGCACAAUGUAUGCAGAGAAAACAAUCUAAAUGGUAAAUAUAUCAAAACAAGAGCAAAAACUAAGCCAGAGAAGAGAAGAGGAAUAUGUUGGAAGUCUCAAAAUGGAAGGUUAUACUCUAUCAAAUCAACCAAAAUGCUGAUCCACCCAACACAUUUAGAAAGCUUUGAAGGAACUGAGGCAUAUAAAAAACCAACAAAUUAAACUCAUCCCAAGUUACUGUGGCUCAAUAAUCUGAUAUUAAAUCCAUAAGAGAAAGUUUCAGAAAUAGAUUUUUUAUUUUAAAGCCUUUAUCAAUUUAUUCUAAGAUUAAACAUAUCAUCACUUCAAGGAAAACCAUUUACCUUUCUAUAUCAAAAUUUUAUAUCAUUUGCUCAAAUAUUUUGUGA